AUGGCCAUGAUUGACGUCUCGCGGCAGACGAGGUCGCUCCUACGGGACGCGACUGCGUUGGAUCAUCUGCCCCCGGAUUUGCUCGACAUUAUCCGGAACACCUCGUCGACAAACCUCAUGGAUGCCGUCUCACAGGCGGCGCUCAUCCCGCGACUUACAGAGCGAGUCUUUGUGCACUUUGAGGACGCUUUUCCCGACCUCUGCGCACGCUGGAUUCUCAACGCAGGCAACGAUACAUCUCGUCAAAUACGAAUCUCAUCCGCCUUUGCCCGUAUAUUACCAUUUGCCCCAUAUCUUUCAAAUUUCCUCACGGCUUCUGCCGGUGAGACACCGACGGGGAACCAACCCCCAGCACUACGACUGCGACUCCCCAAAUUGGACGAGACUGCAUCGCCCAACCUGAGCACAGACAGCUUGCUAGAGAGCCUCGUGACGGCAUGGAGGCUCUUGAGCUUUGACCCACGGACAUUUACCCCCUUGGUUUCGCCGACAUAUGUGCAGAAUCUGUUCAGCCACGAUAGCCGGGCGGUGCGAUAUGUGGCGAUUCGCAUCUUCUGCCAGCUGCUCCACGCUUCCGACUUCAAGCUCGAGACCUUGGUCGAUGCGCACGUUGGAAAAGACGAAGCCGUCAUUGCCGAUCUGGACGGAAGACCCAUUGACUUCGGGUUCCUGUCGCUUCAUGAAAAUGACCGAGCCAAGGCAGUUGUCGCAUUACGAAGCGAAGUCACACAUGACGAGGAGAGCAUUGAUGCGGCCACCCAGGUACAUAGUGUUACCCCGUACGUCGUGUCAUACGGAAGAACCCUCCUGCCUCGCCCACACGGUCCCAUUGGCGACCCAUCGAGCCUUGUGAUGACAGCGACGACCACCAAGAAUCUCGAGAACCUGGCCUCAAUGCUUCGAGAAUCAGACCCAGUCCUUCUGCACGGCCUUCCGGGUGUCGGCAAGACUGCUUUGAUCCACGAAGUAGCUCGCCAACUGGGCAUGUACUCCAGCAUGGUCACGUUGCAUCUGAACGAAGAGACCGACGCAAAGAUGCUCAUUGGCUUGUACUCGACGGACUCCAAGCCAGGAAGCUUCCAGUGGAGGCCGGGCGUCCUGACUACCGCCGUUAGGGAGGGCCGAUGGGUGCUGGUGGAGGAUCUUGAUCGGGCACCGACAGAGGUUCUCAGCACCCUGUUGCCACUGAUUGAGCGAAAGGAACUGCUCAUUCCAAGCCGCGGAGAGAGAAUACGAGCCGCCAACAGCUUCCGCCUCUUCGCUACCGUCCGGACAUCCCGUGGCAUGAAUGGCCGAGAGAACCUACCGAGCCUGGUGGGAAUGCGUUUCUGGAAAUCACUGUCCACGGAACCCCUCACGCAGCCAGAGCUUGAGGAUGUGGUGCUGCAAACAUACCCCAUGCUGCGGAAGUUUGUCCCCGGAAUUCUGGCUGUUCACCGGCGUCUGUCUCAGAUGGGUAACAGCCCGGCUCUCAUGUCUCGUGGGCGGAGCGUGAUGGAUCGACAGAUGAACUUGAGAGACCUCCUCAAGUGGUGUCGGAGACUGAGAGAGUGUCUCCUUACAGCGGGAUCAACAUCUGGAGAUGAACCCAUCAGCGAAACCACUCGAGACUGGAUGUUUAUGGAGGCGCUCGACUGCUUCGUCGGAAGUUGCCCAGACAUCGAGCUGGGCAAGAGUCUGGUUUAUGCGAUUGCUGAAGAGAUGCACAUGUCCAAAGAACGGGCGGACCACUACCUGUCCGCCAAUAUACCCCCUUUGGAAGAGAGCGAUCUCAGUUUCAGAAUCGGGCGCGCCCAACUGAGAAAAAAGAGAACGACUCGACUGCAAAAGUCGAAGCGACCAUUUGCGAGCACGGCACACGCCAAGAGACUUCUGGAGCAGAUUGCCGUGGCAGUGAAGCUGCAGGAGCCAGUGCUGUUGGUAGGCGAGACGGGUAUCGGCAAGACCACAGUCGUACAGCAAUUGGCAGAAUCUCUGGGACAUAAGCUCAUUGCCGUCAACCUCUCCCAACAGAGCGAGGUUGGUGAUUUGCUAGGUGGCUUCAAACCCGUCAAUGUCCGGAGCCUCGCAGUCCCCCUGAAAGAAGAAUUCGAGGACCUUUUCUCGGCCACCGGCAUUUCUGCCUCGAAGAACCAGAAGUAUUUGGAGCAGGUUGGCAAAUGCGUCGCCAAAGGACAGUGGUCGAAACUGUCUAAGCUAUGGAAAGAAGCCCCGAAAAUGUUUGUCAAAAUCAUUACGGAACUUGAGCGGAUGCAUUCGGAGGCGCGAGACGACGAUGCGCAGCCCACCAAGCGUCGAAAGACCCAGUCAAAGUUGCAGACGCUCUUGGAACUGCGGCCGCGGUGGGACUCGUUUGCUCGCAGCCUCGAGCAAUUCGACAUGCAGAUUUCCGGGGGCUCCGGGGCCUUUGCGUUCUCCUUUGUUGAGGGGAACCUUGUCAAGGCUGUGCGCAACGGCGACUGGGUGCUCUUGGACGAGAUCAACCUGGCCUCUCCCGAUACGCUGGAAAGUAUUGCCGAUCUGUUGACUGGCCCCGAUGAGCGUCCAUGCAUCCUGCUUUCCGAGACGGGAGAGAUUGAGAAGAUCGUGGCGCACCCCAACUUCCGCAUCUUCGGCGCGAUGAACCCGGCAACAGAUAUUGGGAAGAGAGACCUGCCCGUUGGCAUACGUUCGCGAUUCACAGAGCUCUACGUCAAGAGCCCCGACACAGAUCUCAAGGACCUGUUGACGAUCAUCAAAACCUACAUGGGGAGCACAAGCACGAAGCACGAUCAAGCGGCCGACGACAUUGCACGACUGUAUCUCAACACCAAGCGCAUGGCUGAGGAGAAAAGGCUGGUGGACGGAGCGAACGAGGUGCCUCACUUCAGCUUGCGAACUCUGACUCGAGUGCUCAGCUAUGUGAACACUAUUGCGCCACUUUAUGGCGUGCGUCGAGCGCUAUAUGAAGGCUUUUCCAUGGGGUUUCUGACCCUCCUCAAUCGCGACUCAGAGACGAUGCUUCUACCUCUCAUCUAUCACCACCUUCUCGAUAAACAUGGAGACCCCCACGCCCUCCUAUCUCAAACGCCCAAGCAUCCAAGCGACGGGAGACGCUAUGUCAAGUUUCAGAACCAGAACCGUGAUCGCCAGUACUGGCUCUUUCAAGGCGAGGAAAGCCCCGUCCAGAGGGAUGACUACAUCAUUACACCGUACGUCGAGCGGAAUCUGCUGAACUUGGUUCGCGCUACGUCUACGAGACGAUUCCCCAUCCUCAUCCAAGGUCCCACAUCUGCCGGAAAGACGAGCAUGAUCGAAUAUCUGGCCAACUUCACCGGCAACAAGUUUGUUCGUAUCAACAACCACGAGCACACGGACCUUCAAGAGUAUCUUGGCACGUAUGUGUCUGGUCCUGAUGGGAAACUGCGCUUCCAGGAAGGUCUGCUUGUUCAGGCCAUGAGACAGGGUCACUGGAUUGUUCUCGACGAGCUCAAUCUAGCGCCGACCGACGUCCUAGAAGCGCUGAACAGACUGCUGGACGACAAUCGCGAGCUUCUUAUCCCUGAGACCCAAGAAGUUGUUAGACCGCACGAGAACUUUAUUCUUUUCGCGACGCAAAAUCCGCCUGGUCUCUACGGUGGCCGCAAAGUGCUCUCCAGGGCCUUCAGAAACAGAUUCUUAGAGCUUCACUUCGAUGACAUUCCGGAGGACGAGCUGGAGUACAUUUUGCAGCAGCGCAGCCGCAACACGUCACCACCGGAUUGUCGACGCAUUGUCACCGUGUACAAGGAACUCUCGCGACUGCGCCAGACCAGCCGCUUGUUCGAACAAAAGGACAGUUUUGCGACACUGAGAGACUUGUUCCGGUGGGCUCUUCGUGAAGCAGAGACCAGAGACGAGAUUGCCUCUCACGGGUUCAUGCUUCUCGCCGAAAGAGUCAGGAACGAGGAAGAGAGGCUCGCAGUCAAGGAGGUGAUUGAGAGGGUCUUCAAAGUCAAGAUUGACCCUCAGCGCCUCUAUGCCGCAGACGUUGCACCAGAACUCAGACAUCUUACCAAGAAGCAAAAUACUCAGGGUGUUGUGUGGACUCAUGCCAUGCGGAGGCUGUAUGUGCUCGUUUUCAGAGCCCUGCAGAACAACGAGCCUGUGCUUUUGGUCGGCGAGACAGGCUGUGGCAAGACCACCGUCUGUCAGCUCCUUGCCGAAGCCCUUCACCAAGAGUUGCAUAUCGUGAACGCCCACCAAAACACCGAGACCGGAGACCUGAUCGGCUCGCAAAGGCCCAUCCGCAACCGCGGUGCAAUACUUGAGGCCUUGGACGCGGACCUCCGAUCCAUUUUUGAGGUCUUGGGCGUGGAUGCCACAGGUUCGGUGGAUGAAAAGCUUGCAGCUUACAAGGCCCUUGAACCGUCGUCUCUCGCAGCGGUUCCCAUCGAAGUCGUUGAACGCGUUGCUACAAAUCAAACGAGAGCCAAAGCCCUUUUUGAGUGGUCGGACGGCGCCCUGGUCGAGGCUAUGCGCGGUGGUCACUUCUUCCUUCUCGACGAGAUCUCACUCGCCGAUGAUUCGGUUUUGGAACGCCUCAACUCGGUUCUUGAGCCGCAGCGCACGCUCCUCUUAGCCGAGAAGGGCAUAGACAACUCGUUCGUCGUCGGGUCCGAGGGCUUCCAGUUCUUUGCCACCAUGAAUCCCGGCGGCGACUUCGGCAAGAAGGAGUUGUCCCCUGCGCUUCGCAACCGUUUCACGGAAAUUUGGGUCCCUCCUCUAUCAGAGAGUGACGACAUCUACGACAUCGUGCGGACUAAACUUGCCGAUGGAUCUAAGCAUCUCGUAGAUGCUAUGGUUCAGUUCGCAGCGUGGUUCGGUGACACGUUCAGGUCAAUGGCCACCACCCCGUUUUCAGUCCGAGAGAUCCUCGGUUGGGUGCAGUUCAUUAAUACGUUUGAGACCAAGGAUCCGGUGGUGUCUCUCGUCCAUGGAGCGUCAGCUAUCUUCAUUGAUAGCAUCGGCGCCAACCCCUCGGCUAUGCUAGCGACAGACCUCAAGUCUAUCAAUCAACAGAGAAUGGCGUGUCUUGUCAGGCUUGGGCAGCUUCUCGAUCGCGACAUAUCCUCUACGUAUGACUCGGAGCCCGAGCUAGUCAUGAGAGACAACUUGCUUUCUAUUGGCAGUUUUAGCACGCCCCGUACCCCGACAGGUGCGACGGACCCGGGCUUCGCAUUCCAUGCACCGACCACCAGACUCAACGCCAUGCGAGUCGUGCGGGCGCUACAAAUGCGCAAGCCGAUUCUUCUCGAGGGAAGCCCCGGUGUAGGAAAGACAUCUCUGGUGGCAGCUUUGUCACAAGCUUGUGGACGACCACUCACGCGCAUCAACUUGUCCGACCAGACUGAUUUGAUGGAUCUCUUUGGUACUGACGUUCCGGUCGAAGGCGAAGAAGCAGGCAAUUUUGCCUGGAGAGAUGCACCGUUCCUGCAGGCAAUGCAGAAGGGUGAGUGGGUGCUUCUGGACGAGAUGAAUCUCGCGUCCCAGUCCGUUCUAGAGGGUCUGAACGCCUGUUUGGAUCACCGUGGCGAGGUCUACAUUUCUGAACUCGACCAAGUCUUCAAGCGACAUUCCGACUUUCGACUCUUUGCGGCACAGAACCCUCACCAUCAAGGCGGCGGUCGCAAGGGUCUCCCGGCAUCCUUUGUCAAUCGCUUUAUCGUGGUCUACGCCGAUGUUCUCAAGGAUGAAGAUCUCAAGCUGAUCGCGUCCCACAACUUCCCCAAGCUCUCUGCUGAGGUUGUCGGCCAUCUGAUCGACUUCGUCUCGGAAAUAGACCACCAGCUUGUUGUGGAGAAGUCGUUUGGCGUACAGGGCGGGCCCUGGGAGUUCAACUUGCGUGACGUCCUACGCUGGUUGAACCUGCUCAAUUCAACCGACCCUCUACUUCAGACCGCACGGGUGGACGACUUCCUGGACAUCCUCGUGCGCCAACGAUUCCGCACCGAAAAGGACCGCGCAGAAGUGAACAAGCUUUUCACCCGAGUCGUGGGUUGGGCGCCCCGAUCGCACCACCUGUACCACGACACCAAUUCAAGAUUCGGGCAGGUCGGUCUGGCUCUGCUUCGAAGGAACCUUAACUCUCAACCCGAGCGGCUACCCACCCUCGAUGUCGUCCCCAGGCUUUCGGAGCUAGAGUCUGUCAUGAUUUGCGUGGAACAAAACAUCCCCUGCAUUCUUAGCAGCACGUCAGGGUUUGGGAAAUCGACUCUUCUGCGAUUCGUGGCCGCCAUGGCAGGAAAACCUCUUGUUGUCUUCCCGAUGAAUGCCGACAUUGAUACGAUGGACUUGGUGGGCGGGUUUGAGCAGGCUGACCCGCUGCGAGAGAUCAACGCGACUCUUCGAGACUUGAACGCCUUCCUCCAAGAAUCCGCCAUGUCACUGGCCCCGGCCGCAGUGCCGGCUGAAGUAUUGCGACUGUUACAGCUGCUUGAAAGCUUCUCUGGGCAUACGCACGAAAUUGCAGCCAUACAUGACGCCGUUGAGACUCUCUUGACACAAGUUUCUAUCAACUCUGAUGUUGGCGUUUCGCUCUCUAAGGCGGUUGAACUCCUUCGAGGCCCGCUUGCUCUUGAUAAUCCUCGUUUCGAGUGGCUCGAUGGAGUCAUUGUCAAAGCCCUCGAGACCGGGCAGUGGCUGGUCCUGGACAACGCCAACAUGUGUAAUGCUUCUGUUCUGGACCGACUCAAUUCACUUCUGGAGCCAAACGGCUUCCUGAGCAUCAACGAGCACUGCGACUCAGACGGGAAGCCUAGAGUCAUCCGACCACACCCCGAGUUCAGAAUCUUUUUGACAAUGGAUCCACGCUAUGGAGAGCUGUCACGGGCGAUGCGAAAUCGUGCUAUCGAGAUACAUAUCAACACACCGCCUCCAGCCAUGGACCCCUGCUUUGAUCGGAUGUCCAGCAUUGAAAGUGGGCUUCAAAGAUUCCGAGAAUCGCGGGAACUGUGCCAGGAGUUUGCUUCAGAGGUAGCUAUCUCUCGAGUGGCCGUCGACAACCUUUCACUGCAAGAUGUGUCCCUCUUACCCCGAUUUGUCAAUGAGCCAGGCAGGGUCGUCCAGGACGGGAAGUCGCUUCAGGCGAUGCAAGACAUCCUUGAAUUCUUGCAUUCAAAUACCGGGUCUGACACCCUGCGUGCGAUCAUAAGGGUGUAUUCGACUAUUCCCCAGGCGGCGUCAACCGGCCUUUCGACCGUUCAGCCCAUCCACAUGCUCAGCAACCCGGCUGUCUCGCAACUUCUUCCAAGCAGCGGUGAGCCUCAAUGGAUGGCGAUUCGAUACGGGUAUACCCGUACCCUUCACGGCCUUCGGGGUCUUAUCGAGGAGCAACGUGGGCAAGCUCGUUCCGCCAAGCUGGCGACAUUGAGUCGAUUGCAACGUUCUUUGAUCAGCGAUCGAGUUGCGGCUGUGUCCAAGGACUCGACGGUCAAAUUGGCCACGUUCAUGUCCGCUGUCAUUGGUACGGCACUUGAAUAUCUAGCCUCUGACUUCGGGUCGUUCGAAGCAUUCAGAGAGCGCGCCCACUUCUUGCGCCUCAUCUGCCUCUACAUUGAACGAACCUUGCGACUCUCGACGGCCACCGACUUCGAUGAAGCUGCAUUCCAAGCGCACCUGGCUCUCGGUGUCGGGUUCCUCCAGAGUCAAUCCGAAAAGUUCGCCGCUAAGGAGGACAUUGAUAUCAUUGGAUUCGUGCUCGAUCGACUUGAUGCCGAUUUCGACAGCGGAUUCAAGCUGUCCACUGGUCUGAGCAUGGAAACUUUGUGGGACGUCUUGCGGCCCAUUCCGAUCCCUGACAAGUCUACCCUCGAUCGGACCUUGGACCUAGACCAACUUGGCUCCCGAUUUGAUGCUAUCCGUUGGAAGGCAAAUGCAUCUAUUGAUGACCUAUCCAAGGCACAGCAGACUUUGAGACAGGCAUACGAAAUAGUGCGCGGUGGUAUGGUCGCAGUUGAUGGGCUGGUCAACGACCUCACAUCAGCCGUUCAGUCUCUUGAGGCCAAAAUCGGGGACGAUGAAGCAGAUUUCAAGCCCUUUUUCGCGCCGGAGUUUGAAGCGCUCAGACAGCUCUCGAUGCUGGAGCAUGAGAAGCCAGUCGGGUGGCUCAAGGGCCUUGACAUCCUGUCAAGUAUUCCCACCAAAGCUCUGAUGCUGCUCGCGAGUUCAAAAGGGGCAGCAGCCACGUUGCAGUCGAUUGACUGCCUGAGCAUGGGUGCUGUCAGCCUUCGCUCCCUUGCCCUGCUCGAAGCGGAAAUUCCCGUCAUGGGCCGAGCACUGUCUGAUCUGAGUGCUCAAGUCAUGGCGGACCCUCUCGAAAAGCUCAACGAGACACUCUGGCAGCUUAUUGUCCAGGUCCUUGCUGCACACGGCUCGCACUUCCGAGUUCUCGCGCAUGCUAUACGGGCGCAGGCAGCGAACUGCCAGAGCAUUGCCGCUCAGGUACUUCAAGACGGCCUGCCGACAGACAACCACACCUUUGAUGAUCUCGUCGAGGAAAUCGACCUUCUCCAUCUUCGGGAUAUUACCCGAUUACAUCUCAUUCCUGCAAUCGUUGGUAUCAUGGCUGCGGAGAAUAACCCUGCGCACAGAGCGCAGUUCUGCGCGCUGGCCUGGGUUCAAUUCAGUGUUGGGCUUGUGAAGCUCUAUGUUCCAGAUCGAGUCUUCGACCCCCAACUCCGGCCGCGGGCUGAACUAGAGUUCUUCCAAGAACUCCAAAGCCAGUUACAAGACAGUGUCUUGGCUCUGAAGGCAUUUGAGCAGAGCUUCACUGGCCAAGAAAUCAGCGUCCGCAUUGACCUGGUGGAGCAAGAACUUGCCGAGCUUGGUCCACCGCCGGAACAGAUACAGCCUGUCUACAGACCCGAGAUUUCGGAAAUCACCAGGCUUCAUGCCGAGUUCUCCAACAUAUUGAAGACUGUUGUUGGCCAGAGCCUGUCCUCUGCUGCUCGAUACCUCGACGCGCCUCCAGCCGGCGGCAGCGACGAUGGACUGCACCUCGUCAGGGAGAAUGUCAAGCGUCUCGUUGAUCGUCUGUCUGCACGAUUUGAUGCAUACCAAGACAUGACAAGGCCCGCCGUCAAUGCACUGCGAUGCCUUCUGGUUGGAUUGUCGCUCUGCGACACCGCGAAAGCAGCCAAACUGGAUGAAUCCACCGACGAACUUGUUAAAGCAGCACCAUUCUUCGGUGGCAGUGAAUGGGAUAUUCCUGUUGGCACGCUGUCCUCGAAAUCCUUCGAAUAUCUCGGCUUGAUGGCGGCGAAGACCGCGGUGGAGGGCACAGGCAAGCUGCCCCUGCACCACCGUGAGCAUGUUUUUGGCUGCUUCCAUAGCUUUUAUGACGACUGGAGCAAGAAGCUCGAAGCGGACCGCAAGUCAGAAGCAGCAAAGACCAGCCUUUACCGUUUCCGAGGCUCAUUGGAAGACGAAGAGGAGAUCGACGAGCAAGAAUUCAACGAGCUGUUCCCGACUUACGACGAUGAGGAUUCCAGCGUACGGCGCACCAUUAAGCCGGAUCAGGUUCGAGAUACGUCUCUAAAAGUGGCUGAGUUGCAUAAGAAGAUUUUCUUCGAGAGUCUUGAAUCGCCGGCUGCCAUCCGAGAGGCCUGUGUGGCUGUUGGCCGCCGAGUUGCCACCGAGACGUCAAGUCAACCGCAUAUCGACCGCGCGGUAAACAGAAAGUUGCUCGCCCCCACCAUGUUACUCCUCAAUGAGAAGCUGGACGAGCUGCGGGCCCCUACUGUGGAUAAGUCAUACAAUUUCUACACCGAUGCCAACCUCACUGAGGCCCGGAAGCUUGUCACACUAGCCUACCAGAUCAAGUCGCGUUUCCGGGAGCUGCAGCUUGUUGACGAGAUUGGGCACAUGCAGCCACUGGCAGACGUCGUACAGUCCUGCGACAAGCUCCUCGACCAGGUCCACGGCGAACCGCUCGCCAAGCUGCUACCCAAGGUGGAGCAGCUGCAUGCUUAUGUCUACGAGUGGCAGUUUGGAGGAUGGGCGAGCAAGGUGCACGCCGUUCUACCCCUGCACGAUGCGCUUACCGAUACCGUCAUUCGCUGGCGCCGUCUGGAACUGUCGACUUGGGCAAACUUGUUCGAGAUGGAGCAGAAGAAGUGCCAAGACGAUGCCUUUUCUUGGUGGUUCGUCGCCUACCAAGUCGUGGUUGCGGUUCCUCUGUCCAUGGUGGACUCGACGAAAGACCUCCGAGAGUACGCGCCUGCACUUAUUCAGAAUCUGGAGUUAUACUUUUCCAGCUCCAUUGUUGGCCAGUUCAAGACCCGGGUCGCCCUGUUGAGGCAAUUCCUGAACCACCUUCGCCUGUUAGCUAAGGACUACCCGAAACUGGUCAUCAUCUGCCACGCCGUCGAGAAUUUCGUCAACUUCUACGCUCGGUACGAGCCCGCGGCAGAAUCUGCCAUACAGAAAGGCCGCCAACCCAUUGAGAAGAAGAUGAAAGACGUGCUUCUCAUGGCGAGCUGGAAGGAUACCAACAUCAAUGCCCUCCGCGAGAGUGCCCGCAAGUCUCACCAAAAGCUCUUCAGAGUGGUUCGCAAAUUCCGAGGUGUUCUGGGACAGGAGAUGAAGACCAUUAUCCAGCAAGGACUGCCAGACCAGGAGCUCGCAUCCGACGACCUGAAGCCGCUUGCUCCUGAGGCAGCGGAAACAUCCCAGAAAAUGCCGGCGAUGCUGAAAGAAACUCUUCCCGGGUGGCUGGAGAAGAACCGGCGCCUAGCCAAUGCAUCGAUGACAGUGUCUGUCCUGAGAAAGAUUGCUUACGGCCCGGAGAUGACAACAAGCGCCGCCCGAACCGUUGACGAGUUUGUCGCGGAACUGGACGAAUCGAUGGCAGAGCUGCGAAAGGAGACGCCAGCAUUCUUAAAUGACGAGAACAAAGAGCAAGUCAAGCAUCUCAAGACAAGAAAACGCAAGCUUUUCGCAGACACGUUGCGAGAUCUGCGAAACAUGGGUUUGAAGCAUAACCUCGGUCAAGAUAGACUCAUGGAGCAAGCUUCAUUGGCUGUUGUUCUUGCCUCAACAGCGCCGGUCCACCACCAACAUUUCGCCGCGCUGCGAAAUGCAGAGUAUCUCUUCCACAAAACCCUCGACCUAGCCCCACGCGCCCGAGCCGCAGCACAAGAGCAUUCUGAGGAGCUGACGGGCGCUGAGAUUGGGCGGAGCAUAGGAUAUGUGGAGGGCAUGAUUCACCUUGGCCUGUCCCAGCGGACUAGCCUUACGGCGGCAACGGAGGCACUCUCUUCGCUCCAGUCCGUUUCGGACGAGUUCAUUGCGUUAGGCAAUACUGAGAAAAACCGACAACUUGCACGCCAGGACCAGAUCAACAAUUGGCCUCGCCUUCUGCCGUGGUUGGCUCAGAUGGUCAGGUUUGCUAUCAGGCUUGUCGAAGCUCACGGAAAGCUGGGACAGGCCGACAAUCAAGACGUGGUACAAGAGCUGGAGUCAUGGGCAAUUCGGGUCGAGACCCACCUAGUUCGCAUGAAAGAUCUGGGUAGCCUCCCUUCCGGCAUUGUUUCCGAAGCGCAGAACGAGCUGGAGGGGUCGGUUCUCAAGGACCUUUGCACGUUGCAGGUUACGUUGGAUGGCCUCAUAACAAGUCGACCUACCCUCGCAUUCGUUCUCCAGCAGCUCCGCGUGUGGACACAGACCGAAUCUCAACAAUCUGAUGUUCCCGCGGCAUCCAUCGAGAUCCUUGCAUUCGCCGACACGGUGUCGACCUUGACGGACACCAUUCUCGUGGCUGUUGAGUCCGCAAAGAAGAAGGCUGCCUCGGCUCCAAAGGAGGAGGAUGAAGCAGGAUGGUUGCAGAGGCACAAUGACGUCUGCUUUACAACUGUCAGCCACCUCCACAUGAAGCGCAUCGAAAAAAGCGUACGCAAUUGUAUUCAUCAUAUGCAACAACUCGACUUGGGCGAGACACGAAUCAGCUCUGCUGCAGCGAGUGUUAUUGGGCUGGCUACACCAAUCGUUGGCCAAUUCGUGGCUCUCUGCCAACAGUCCGUGGAACGAGCCAUCGAUCUGCAUAGAGCAGUUACCAACAUGGCAUAUUUCCUGACGAAGUCUUUCACGCAGAUAGCCUCGCAAGGCUUCUGUACGCCUCAGGAGAAAUCUGACGAGACAUCCGGCGAUGCAGGUCAGGUUGAGUCCGGCACUGGUCUCGGCGACGGUGAAGGUGCUGAAGACAUCAGUAAGGACAUUCAGCCCGACGAAGACCUCUCUGAGCUGGCACAAGAAGCGAACAAACAGGAAAAUGGCGAGAUCGAAGAUGAAAAGGACGCAGUGGAUAUGGCGGACGAGGAUCUCGAAGGCGAGAUGGGAAGCGUGGCUGGAGACGACGACGAUGACGAAGGUUCUCAAAAGGGGGAAGAAGAGGAGGAGAACGACAUCGACGAAGAGGCCGGUGAUGUCGACGACCUGGACCCGACUGCUGUGGACGAGAAAAUGUGGGACGGCGAUGAUGACAAGGCUGAAAAGGACCAGCAAGGCGACAAGGGCACGGGCCAGAAGCAAGACGACGAGCAGAUGGCCGCUGAUGAGGACGUGAACAAGAAUGAGGCAGAGCAAGAUCCAGAGUCCAACCAGACGGAGGAGCCCCAGGCCGAUGAUGAUGACGUCGAGGAGAACCCGGAGGAGGAAGACGUCACCGCCCAGGAGGAGCUCAACCGACAAGAUCAAAAUGUCGACGAAAAUGACGCCCUAGAGCUUCCAGAAGAGAUGGAUCUGGACUUUGAUGACCAACAAGAAGCCUCUGACGAUGACCUGGACAACUUGUCGGACAUUGAGGAAGAUCCAAAGGAGGGCGAGGAACAACACCAGGAGGAUCAGGUGGAUGAUGAAGAGGCGGACGAUGCCGCUGCCCAGCAAGUUCAAGACGAAGCGGCAGAAGAUGAGAGUCAAGUGACUGAGCCUGAGGAUGAGGGCCAAGCCACCGGAGAGGACCAAGUCGACGAAGAGCCGGAGCAAGAGCCGGAGGGUGAGGACGAAGAGCAGGAACAGCAGCAGGAGCAACAAGACCAAGCGCCCCCGUCCAAGGACAACGCAAACGCCGAUACCGACAAUGCUGCCCCAAGUGACGUCAAGAGUUCCGGCUUGGACCAGAAUGCGGACGCUAUGGAUUUGGACGAGCAGUUCCAGGCUGAAGCAGCGCAGCAGGAGCAUGGUGAGAUUGGAGAUGGCGCCGCGGAUCAAGACACCAGUGCGGGGAACAAGGGUGCCACGUCGCGGAACAACGACCGGAUCCAACAGACGGAACAGGACGCGAACGCCGAAGAGUCUGCACGCAGCGACCCGUUCCGCAAACUCGGCGAUGCCCUCGAGAAGUGGCACCGUCAGCAAGCAGAUAUCAAGGAGGCCAAUCCUGACGACGACAGGCAGCAAGCCGAGCAAAAGGCAGAAGCAGACCAAGGCCAUCAGGAGUUCCAGCACCUGCAGGACGACGAAGCCGCAGCAGACACCCAAGCGAUGGGAGCGGCCGAGGACGAAGAAGCGCAACCUAUCGACGAGUCCAUGGCAAUAGAGGAAGACAAGCAAGAUCCCUCGAGCCGAGUGAUGAAUGAAGACGUCGAAGAGAAAGCUGAAGAGCCCGACAGGAUGGAUCUGGGAGAGUCUGCGGAAGCUGAUGAGGCAAAGGCCAGUGAAGCAGACAACGAGCGAUCGGGGGUCAAGACAAGACAAGGCAACUACAACCGGGAGCCUACCCCUGAAGCGCAGGACGAUGGCGUUGUCGAGGACAAGGACGAAGAGGGCCCACUCGAAGAGACGUCGACUCAACUCUCCUCAACGCACAUCACGGACGAGCGGCCACUCCGCGACUUCGGGGAAUGCAUGCGACAGUGGAGCGAGUUCCAGACCAAAUCGCACGCGCUGUCCCUGUCGCUGACAUCACAGCUGCGACUGAUCCUGACGCCGUCGCAGUCGACGAAGCUUUCAGGCUCGUUCCGCACAGGCAAGCGACUCAACAUCAAGCGCAUCAUCCCAUACAUUGCGUCCAGCUACAAGAGAGACAAGAUCUGGAUGCGUCGAGCGAUCCCAACAAAGCGCACAUAUCAGAUCAUGGUGUGCGUCGACGACAGCAAGAGCAUGGGAGAGUCGUCGUCAGGAAGCCUCGCGAUGGAGUCGCUGGUAAUGGUGUCGAGGUCCUUGACGAUGCUCGAAGUGGGACAGGUUGGCGUCGUCGGUUUCGGAAGCGACGUCUUCACGGCGCACGAGCUGACGGAUCCGUUUGGCGCGGAUGCUGGUGCCAAGGUGCUGCAGAAGUUUUCGUUCGGUCAGGAUCGGACGGACAUUGCGCAGCUGAUCCGGCGCACAAUCGACACAUUCCGAACCGCGAGACAGCAGUCGGGCGGCAGCUCGGACCUCUGGCAGCUGGCACUGAUACUGUCGGACGGUCUGACACCGUCUUCUGCGCAUGACUCGAUCCGGCGAUUGCUGCGGGAGGCGAUGGAGGAACGCAUUAUGGUCGUCUUCAUCAUCAUGGACGACACAGGCAAGAAGAAGGGAGACAGCGUGCUAGAGCUCAAGGAGGCCAAGUUCGUCAAGGGCGACGACGGGGAGAGCAGAGUGGUGAUUGAGCGGUACCUGGACACGUUCCCGUUCCAGUACUACUUGAUUGUGCACAAUCUGGAGGAGCUGCCGAGUGCACUGGCCGGGCUGUUGAGGACGUGGUUUGCAGAGGUUGCGAUUUAG
Purpureocillium lilacinum is the source of this 14721-nucleotide messenger RNA. Lineage: Eukaryota; Fungi; Ascomycota; Sordariomycetes; Hypocreales; Ophiocordycipitaceae. The record is from RefSeq and is a predicted model, not a curated record.